GUGAUCACUACCUCCCACCACUAAUCUCUCCCUCUCUCUCUCUACUCUCAAAUUAAACUCGAUUCAUCUCCAAUCUCUCUCUAGAGGAAGAAAAUCAAAAGCAAUGAGCUCAAUGAUGGAAACUCUCCAGAUUCGUAAACCGGCUUCUCUCCCCGUUUCUCAACGCUCUACUUCCUCUUCUUCCGCCGCCGCCGCCGCCACCGACGAUGAGCCUGGUCUCAUCCGCCGUCGUCUCUCUUCUCUCUCCCUCAAUCUCUCAAGCCAGCCAGCGGCGAUCGCAGCUCGAUUCCCGAGAUCCAAAUCGGUUUCCGCCAUGGGAGAGCAAGCUGGGAGCUCCGUAAAAGAAUGGUGGGAGUGGGGUUGGUCAUGGAUCCUCUCCAGGAAACCGAUCUUCAUCAGAGAUCUCGAGCUUAACAAAGACGAAGCUAAAUCGAUUGGUUCUCAGAACAGAGGAAGCAUAAUGCACGUCUUCUUCAAAAUCCGAUCUCAGAUCCGCAAUCUCAUGGGUUCUUCCUCUGAUACUCUUCCUCUCUCCUGCAAAUACAAGCGUCAACGAUGAUUAUUGUCGCUUUGAUCAUCGGAAUUGGACGGUUGAGAUUUGUGAUUCCUCUCUAAAGAUAUAUAUCUUCGUUUCCUUUUCGUGCAUCAAUCAAUUGGAGUAAUGUGCUUGUGAAAAAUUUUUAUCUUGUAUUUUGCUAUAAUUAAUUUGCCUAGAUGUUUAAUCAUUUUAUUUAUUUGAUUUGUUUUACAUGUUGUGCAGUUGUAUUUUUGUAACCAUGCAAAUUAUAUAGAAGCCUGUUAUUUU
Molecule: messenger RNA, 805 nt
Organism: Eutrema salsugineum
Lineage: Eukaryota; Viridiplantae; Streptophyta; Magnoliopsida; Brassicales; Brassicaceae
Exons: 1
Coding region: 104-559 (151 amino acids)
Source: RefSeq, a predicted model, not a curated record